AUGACAACAAUCAGAACGUCCCAAAAUUUGGAAGCACUUCUGAACCCUCUUUUGAGCAGAUUAGUCGUUCUGGCAACGAAAACAGGCUGCAGCGCUGAACAUCGCGCUGUGAUCAUCGUGUCUAUGCAGACGAUUUUGACGAAGCUAUAUUCCGAACCUGAGCUUGAUAACAAACGGGACAUGGCGCUAGCCAAGUUCCGAGUAGUUGAAUCAGAUCAACUGACUCUGCUGUCCAUGUAUAAAUCAUGGGAAUCGCAUGAAUUUUCAAGCGUUUGGUGUGCUAGAAAUGGCAUCAAAUACGCAGACAUGGUAAAAGUACUGGAACUCCAAAUACAGUUGACAGCAAUACUAUGGCGGCAUAAAAUCCUCUUAUUCAGUUGUGGAAUUCAGUGGCUCGUAGUACUGAAGUGCAUCUCGGUAACGUACUUUCAUCAAUCGGCCCAACUUGUUAAUGCUGAUGAAGGAAGAUAUGAUAGUUGCCAAGCUGGAGUAUCUUGGUACAUUUACCGGAAUUCUGCAGUAAUGAGUUUGGGCUUUCUACCUACUGUUGUCGUUUAUGAUCAUCUUGUUUCAACAGAAGAUCGAAUUUACAUGCGAGGUAUCACGACCAUUGAUGCAGACUAG
Molecule: messenger RNA, 624 nt
Organism: Cotesia glomerata
Lineage: Eukaryota; Metazoa; Arthropoda; Insecta; Hymenoptera; Braconidae
Product: probable pre-mRNA-splicing factor ATP-dependent RNA helicase mog-1
Exons: 1
Coding region: 1-624 (207 amino acids)
Biological process (GO): mRNA splicing, via spliceosome
Cellular component (GO): spliceosomal complex; intracellular anatomical structure
Molecular function (GO): RNA binding
Source: RefSeq, a predicted model, not a curated record